Molecule: messenger RNA, 2873 nt
Organism: Mus caroli (Ryukyu mouse)
Lineage: Eukaryota; Metazoa; Chordata; Mammalia; Rodentia; Muridae
Gene: Lrrc14
Product: leucine rich repeat containing 14
Cellular component (GO): cytoplasm
Molecular function (GO): kinase binding
Source: RefSeq, a predicted model, not a curated record
UGGGCGAGGCUUGCUGGGCGAGGCUUGCUGGGCGAGGAAGGGUUGCAGGCCUUGGUAGUCGGGGAGGCGGAUGAGCGGGGGCCGCGGGGCUGGGAUUCGAGCCGAGCUGAGAGUCAAGCAGCCGUUAGUGGUCAGGGCACUUGGACGGCAGGUUCGACGGGGACUGGCGCUUGAAGACCACGGCUGAGGCGGAUUCUCGGGAGGUGCUGCCGGCGCGCGGGGAUGGGCCGCAAGCGCAGAGAGACCUAGGGGCGGGCGAGACCGGUCUUGGCCUGUGGCUCCAGGCUCGCCCGGGUCAGUUGAAGUUCCGGGCUUUUUGUUUUCUCCAAAGAUCCGAGCGUGCGCGUCUGUAUGAAGCACCGCAGAGACCGCUGUGUCCUGUGUGCAGUAGCAUCACCCAGAAGCAAUCCUUGCUUGGAGGCCAGGCGGGCUGCCACCGAUUGCUCUUAUGACAGGUGCUUGGUUGGCUUGUCCUGUCAGUUAGGCAGUCCUAUUAUCUUAAGCUAGAGCCAGAUCAAGGACAGUCACCUGGGGUUCCUCAGGGAUGCGUGCCUUAAGGACUCGUAGAUAUUAGAAGCAAGCAAACCCUGGGUUGCAUCAGUCUUUCUGGUCCCCAGUCUUGUCCCUUGCUGCGGCUUUGCGUAAGGUCUAGGCCCUGGUUUUCCAUUCUGUUGUAGGCUGAGGACUGUAGCGUAGUUCUGAGGGUAAGGUGUUUUGCCCAUAGGAAGUGGCAGUCCUAUUAUCUUAAGCUAGAAUCAUUCAGGCUCAGGGUCUUUUGUAUGCGGCUUUCUCGGCUGGAACGCUUUAGCAGUUUUGGCUUGGUUCUUUGUGGAUCUCGUGAAUUUAAGACCAUUUAAGAAUGGUUUCUCAGUGAAGAGGAGGUACCCGAAUAGAAGACAAGGACCACAGAGGGUGGCUGUCUGCCCAGUCCAGCACCAUGCACACACUUGUGUUCCUCAGCACGCGUCAGGUCCUUCAGUGCCAGCCAGCUGCAUGCCAGGCCCUGCCCCUGCUGCCCCGGGAACUCUUCCCUCUGCUCUUCAAGGUGGCCUUCAUGGACAAGAAGACGCUCGUGCUGCGUGAGCUGGUGCACACGUGGCCCUUUCCCCUGCUCAGCUUCCAGCAGCUUCUGCAGGAGUGUGCCCACUGCAGUCGAGCCCUGCUGCAGGAGCGGCUCAGCACAGAAAGCAUGCAGGCUGUGAUCCUGGGGCUGACGGCUCGGAUUCACACUCAAGAAACAGAGGCUGGCACGCAGCCCUUGUGCAGGAAGCAUGCAUUGCGGGUUCUGGACAUGACGGGUCUCCUGGAUGAUGGUGUGGAGCAGGAUCCUGAAACCAUGAGCAUGUGGGACUGUACAGCCGCUGUAGCCAGAACGUGCAUUGCCCAGCAGCAGGGUGGGACUGCCGAGCCAGGGCUGUCACCAGUCCCCGUGGAAAUCCGAGUAGACCUUCGGGUAAACCGGGCCUCAUACACAUUCCUUCGUGAGGCCCUCCAAAGCAGUGUGGCCAGCCCGCUGCGGCUGUGCUGCCGGGACCUGCGGGCUGAGGAUCUACCCAUGCGUAACACUGUGGCCCUGCUACAGCUUUUAGAUGCAGGCUGUCUGCGCCGGAUAGACCUGCGCUUCAAUAACCUGGGCUUGCGUGGCCUGUCUGUCAUUAUCCCACAUGUGGCCCGCUUUCAGCACUUAGCUAGCCUGAGACUGCACUACGUGCAUGGGGACUCAAGACAGCCUUCCGUGGACGGGGAGGACAACUUUCGCUACUUUCUGGCCCAGAUGGGCCGGUUUUUGUGUCUUCGGGAGCUCAGCAUGGGGUCUUCUCUCCUUUCAGGCAGGCUGCAUCAGCUGCUCAGCACCCUGCAGAGGCCCCUGGAAAGCCUAGAGCUGGCCUUCUGUGCGCUCUUGCCUGAGGAUCUACGCUUCCUGGCUCAGAGCUCUCAUGCUGCCCACCUCAAAAAGUUGGAUUUGAGUGGCAAUGACCUGUCAGGCAACCAGUUGACACCCUUCCAGGGUCUGCUGCAGGCAGUAGCCACCACACUGCUGCAUCUUGAGCUGACUGAGUGCCAGCUUGCUGAUGCCCAGCUGUUGGCUACGCUGCCCACCCUCACUCGAUGUGCCAGUCUCCGCUACCUUGGUCUCUAUGGCAACCCUUUGUCUAUGGCAGGACUUAAAGAACUACUUCGGGACUCUGUGGUACAGGCUGAGCUACGUACUGUGGUACACCCUUUCCCUGUGGACUGCUAUGAGGGUCUUCCUUGGCCACCACCUGCCUCUGUUCUUCUGGAAGCCUCCAUCAAUGAGGAGAAGUUUGCCCGGGUGGAAGCUGAGUUACACCAACUGCUGUUAGCUUCAGGCCGUGCCCAUGUGCUCUGGACCACAGACAUCUAUGGCCGGCUGGCUGCAGACUAUUUUAGCCUCUGAUCUCCAGGGUCGUAGUGAAGCCUGACACAAAGGUCUUAGGUUUUCUGCAGUUUGCCUUUCUCCCGGGUAUACCUUGAGUCACUUCUGCUUUCUGCAGUAUCCUUCACCUGCUCCCAGUAUCUGGCAGCCUGUUGCUAUCUCAGGCCUGUGCACCCCUGUUCUGUUUGAUGUACUUGUUGGCUCUGUUGGGUUGUAGUCUCUCUGUAGAAAACACUUCCUGGACACAUCCCAUGCCCUUAGCAGGCAUGCAGUGCACUGAGGUAGAUGUCAGGGUGAUCUGCUUCAGGACAUUUUGGGGUCUUACAUUGUGUACCUUGCCUGGCACCCUAUUACCUGGCUCUGGAGGGUGUGUGUAAGGUACAAACGUGCAGUAUCUGGAAUGUGAAUUUAUGGGCUUUUUUGAUGUGUGUCCUAAUUGGAUGGGAAAGACUUACCUGCAUUUCUUUUUUUUUUU